AUGGGUGACCCCAACUUGGGGGCUGAACCUGAGUUAAUGCCCAAAACACCAUCACAGAGGAGGCGUCCCAAGAAAAGGCAGUCCUCCUGCCUGAAAGAUGAAAAUAAGGAGCCAAACAGGAGGAGGUUGUCCAGAAGGAGAAGCAGCAUCAAGCCAGUGUAUUCCAAGUCAAGUUCCCAAAGGCACCACAGCAAAGAGCAACCCCAGAACCCCGGCCGUCAGGGGGAAGAGGUGUCCCUGCCCAACUGUGCGGUGAGGUCUCAGGCCAGUGUUAAAACCGAGCUCCCAGCGCUGACUGGGAAAUGGCCGGCAGAAGCACGCGGUCCCGCGGUGAAGGCGAAGUCUCAGGACUGCCCUCAGGGUGCCGACAGCAGUGAUGCAGCCUGUAAGGCUGUUACGGGGGAGCAGUUGCCCAAGGGGGACGCAGCCACUGAGCUGCACAAUGUGUCUUCCGUCGCUGCGAUCCCUGCUGGCCAGACAGCAAGGGAGGGGGAGGAGGCCCCCAAAAGAAGAGCAAGUACCCCCUCUCCCAAGGCUGCUAGAAAUGGAGAUCCUGCCAUGCUCCAAGGAGAUCGAUCUCCUCGAGACCUCGAAAAGGUGCUUUUCCAGGACUCCGACAGCAAAAUAAGUACAGUGAGAUCCAAAACGCGCCGUUGCUCUGGACGCCGAAGCUUUGUGGGUGGCCCCCACAAGAGCCGUAGGGCCUCCUUGGCAGAAAAAUAUUCACUGGCCAGCAAAAGAGAGAGCAUGAUCCGGAGGUCUAUCAGCAGGGCCAUUUCAAAGAAGGCAGCGGCGCGAGAAUCAUCCUCUGCCUCCAGCAGAGUGAGCUGUCAAAGCUCCUUGGAGGUUUUUGUGGAAGAAGAUGUGACCAGCAGCAUGAGACCUGGACUGGAACUGAAUCCCCCAAGUGAAAAGACUUCUGAAGAUGUCCUCAUCUCAAGCAAAAGUAUACAAGCUGCCAGCCCUCCUGCACAGCACUUACCCUCUCCUGAGCAGCAGGCAGGGAACAAUGAAGGAAGCUGUGUAAAUCCAGACAGCAAACGCCAGAACGAGAACCAGGAACAACCCCACUGUGCCAAGUCCCAGGAGAAUCCCUCACGCAUCUGGACAAGAAGCUAUAAACAAGCAAUGGGUGUUACAUGGAACGAGCAGCAGCCAGGGGGUCGUACCCUUUCCCCUUUGGAUGACAAGCACAAGGAUUCAGCAAACCAGUCUCCAUCUUCUUCCUCUCCAGCUAGCAAGGUUGUUAGACCAUUGAAAAACUUCCUGCAGGCUGUGCAGCGAAACCAGCUGCUCGUGAGCCCGGGGCCCACAGGACGUGGGGGUGUCAUAAAGAACUUCAUCAAACGCAAUACUCCCACCCGGCCUGAUCUUAAGGAGAGGGAGCGGCAGAGACUGGAGAGCCUCAGGAAGAAGCAGGAAGCUGAGGAACAGAGGAAAAAGAAAGUGGAGGAAGAAAAGAGACGGCGGCAGGCAGAAAUGAAGCAGAAGAGGGAAGAACGUCUGAGGAAGGCACUGCAGGCUCGGGAGCGGGUGGAACAAAUGGAAGAAGAGAAGAAAAAGCGGAUGGAGCAGAAGACUUUACAAAAUGAUGAGAAGGUGCGCCUCUCACAAGUGCGGGAAGAGAAAGUGGGAGAGGAGCGGAGCAAGAAAAAACCGUCGAAGAAGCCUGGGGAAGCUGAUGCGCGGAAGCAGAAAGCGCUGAGGGUGGAGGAAGAUGAAUUUGAGCAGCAAGAACCACUGCAGAAAAGGAGAGAGGAUGAAGUGAAAGAAAAAGGAAAGAAAGUCUUGGAACUGAAAAAUCUUGUAGAGCAGCAACAGGUGGAACAAGUGAAGGAGAGGCCCCCCGUGCUUUUCCCCGCCAGCACCUACCUGGUGACGAUGAAACCAGCAGAGGCCCCAGGGCUGGAAGAGAAAGGGGUGUUAGAAGAAGAGAGCCCAAAAGUGCUGCACCAGCAGCCUGGGCAGGAGAAGAGAGCCAAGCAACCAGAAUCCAUUGCUGUGGCUUCUAAUACCUGGCUCCAAGUGGUAAAGGAGGAAGAUGGUCUGCAGGAGCCCUGGCAGCAGCUGGGAGAGGAGAAGAAAAUCAAGCAACCAGAAGCAUUGUCUGCUGCCUCUGGCACACGGCUGAACAAGACUGUAGAGAAAUCUAUCUCCACAUCCUACUUAGGGCCCCCGAAGGGCACAAAGGAAUCCAGAUCCCCAAAGGUAAAUGAAAAUAACUACGGGAUGGAUCUGAACAGUGAUGACUCCACAGAUGAUGAGAAUGAACCUCGGAAGCCUGUCCCUGCCUGGGCCGAUGGGUCUCAGCUGAAUCAAGCCAUUUUACACCAAUACUAUCACCCAGUGAAUGUUGACCAACUCUUUGGGCUAAUUCCAAGCCCUAAGCUGGAGGAUAUUUUUGGCAAGAGCAAGCCUCGAUACUUCAAGCGCACGAGCUCAGCGGUUUGGCAUUCCCCCCCUGGGACCAAAUCUACCUGUGGCCCAUCUUGCAACUUCAAAAACUGAGAAAACGCGAAGAAAUGUGUUUUAUGGAUACAAUAUGGUGUAUCAGUUUCUGUCUUAGCAUGCAGCAUA
Messenger RNA from Pygoscelis adeliae (Adelie penguin), 2577 nucleotides. Its product is annotated as inner centromere protein-like. The record is from RefSeq and is a predicted model, not a curated record. Gene Ontology annotation, cellular component: chromosome passenger complex; nucleus; meiotic spindle midzone. Lineage: Eukaryota; Metazoa; Chordata; Aves; Sphenisciformes; Spheniscidae. Gene Ontology annotation, molecular function: protein serine/threonine kinase activator activity. The transcript has 18 exons. Gene Ontology annotation, biological process: metaphase chromosome alignment; meiotic spindle midzone assembly; positive regulation of protein serine/threonine kinase activity. Bases 1 to 2508 code for a protein of 835 amino acids.